Molecule: messenger RNA, 3280 nt
Organism: Betta splendens (Siamese fighting fish)
Lineage: Eukaryota; Metazoa; Chordata; Actinopteri; Anabantiformes; Osphronemidae
Product: neoverrucotoxin subunit alpha-like
Exons: 4
Coding region: 296-1927 (543 amino acids)
Source: RefSeq, a predicted model, not a curated record
AAGGCGUGUCUUUGACAGAGACUCAGCUGAUCACCGGCCAGCGAGAGCAACGGCGUGAAGCCCGCGCCAGGACAGCAGCUCAUAAUAAGACGAGAGGGAUUUCCUUAAAUAUGAGCGCGGCGUCCGGGACUUUAUAAGUGAUCAGAUGAUUUCGGGGAAGUCCUGCCUCUCUCUGAUGGUGUCGGAGGGUGGAGCUCUACUGAGCAUCCAACUGAGACAGUUUGUUCAGAGCAGCCUCAGACGAACACGGACACUUUCAGAUUGAAACGGAGCAACAGGCAGGAGGACAAGAACAAUGGAAAAGGAAAGCAACAUGACAAUAAUGGUUGCUGCAGUUGGGCGGCCAUUUAGCACCGGCAUGCUGUAUGACUGCCGCAAUGAUACACUUGUCCCUGGUUUGUCACUGUGGAAGCGGGAAAACCUGUCACAAUUUAUGGGAGAAAGACCACAGCUCUAUAGUGACUUUGAGAUUAUUACAUCUGAUUCAACAGAAGACAAAUCAUCAGCACUAAAUGUUAGUGCAUCACUGAAGGCAAGUUUUCUCAGUGGAAUGGUUGAGGUUGAAGGAUCAGGGAAAUACCUGAAGAAUGAUGUGAAAUCAAAGAAUCAUGCCAGAGUUACACUGAAAUACGAAGCUUACACAAAGGUCCAGGAGCUGUCAAUGGAUCAUCUUGGAAGAGACAAUGUUGAUUAUAAAGAUAUUUUAACCAAAGGAGUAGCAACACAUGUAGUUACGGCCGUCCUUUAUGGGGCUCAGGCCUUCUUUGUCUUUGACCGUGAGCUGUCUAAAGACGAGGACCGUCAAAAUAUCGAGGGCCACUUGAAGGUGGCCAUUCAGAAAAUUCCUAAAGUGUCAAUAGAGGGUGAAGGUUCAGUUUGCAUAGAUGAUAAGUUCAGUAAAACCGUGGAGGAAUUCUCCUGUAAAUAUCACGGAGACUUUUUCCUCGAGGAGAAUCCUGUAACGUUUGUAGAAUCAAUAAAAGUCUACCAAAGCCUGCCAAAACUCCUGGAGGCCCACAUGACGCAUGUUGUGCCACUGAAGGUCUGGCUGUUGCCACUGACGUACUUUGAUUCUGAAGCUGCUAAACUAGUCUGCCAGAUAAAAGCAGACCUAGUGCACCGCGCACAGUGUGUGCUGGAGGACAUCACUGACCUGGAACUGAGGUGCAACGACGCCAUGAAAACUACCAUUGCCCAACAGUUCCCAGACAUUGGCAAAAACCUUAAAAACUUCAGAAAUCUGUGCUUCAACUUGAAGGUGAAAUUCCAACAAAACUUGGCAAAGAGACUUCCGUUAAUCCGGGGAGGUGACGAAAAAGACACAGGGCUGGAUAAAAGCCUCCAUGAUUAUGAGAAUUUCCUCUUUAGGUCAAAUCUGAACGUGUGGAUGGAAAAUCAGGAAAAAGAAAUCUCCCUCUUGAUGGCAAUCACAGAUAAGUUGAAAAAGAAGGGAACCAAGAUCCUCCUGUCUGAGAAAGACCUGUACAAGGAAAUACUCAGUGAAGACCGUGUCAUGUGUUUUGUGUUUCACUCCUUGACAAGCACUGACUCAUUCCUCUCAGAUUUGUCCAUCUACCUGAAUAAAUCUGCUGAACCAGACCUUAAUGCUGCCCCAGCCGACAGAGGAGAUAAGAGAAAUUGGUUCUUUUCAGACAAUGUAUUUGAUGAAGUCAAAGGAACAAUGGCGCGUUUCAGCGAGUCCAGCAAAGAGAUCAAACGCCUGGCGAUGGUGUUAGCAGCUGAGCAUAAAGGCGCAAGCAUUCAUGAAUAUGAAGAUGGCGAUCUUAUAAAGGAGCCUAAAGGAGAUAGCAGCAAUGCAUAUGAAGAUGGCGAUCUUAUAAAGGAGCCUGAAGGAGCAGGCAGCAGUGAAGAUAAACAUGGUAAUCGUAAAAAGAAAAAACCUGCACCACUUCAAACUGAAUCUUAAAGCAAUUAGACUUUUGGUAGCUGGUCUGACUCUAACACAGAGCAUGUGAAGGGUUUAGAUCUAAUGUUGUACCCAGGUGAGCAUAUAUAAAACCAUAUGUUAUUCAAGCUGCUCCCUGUGGACCGUUCUCUACAAAACACAAAUAGGAAACUUCGCUUCACAAUAUCACAGAACAUUAAUGUUUAGAAACUGAGGACAUCACUGACCUGGAACUGAGGUGCAGCGACGCCCUGAAAACUAGCAUUGCCCAACAGUUCCCAGACAUUGGCAAAAACCUUAAAACAUUCAGACAUCUGUGCUUUAACUGAAAGGUGAAAUUCCAACAAAAGAAACUUCCGUCAAUUCAAGGAGGUGGCAAUAUCACAGAACAUUAACGUUCAGAACUUAAGCUUGUUUAAAUCACUGUUAGUGAUUUUAUCCCUUUUAGGAUUAAUUCAGCAUUGAAAUGCGGGUGUUAGAUUGGACGUUCCCUUAGGAACAAACUGUCAGCCAUCACUCAGCUUCUGAACAACUUUAUGCUGUUUUUAUGCUUGGUAAAAGCACAUAUCUUCCUGGUGUUAAGUUCUGGUUCCUGAAGAGAUGGUCAGUUUAUAAACUACGGAGUCAAUUUAGGGUCACACAAGAUUUGUGCGCAUGUAAACCGAUCUGUGCGUGUGAAACCAGAUUUGUAACUGUAGACUUAGUGGGAUUUACAAAAUUAAACAAAGAUCUUGACUAAUUGUACAAGUAAAAUAAUGUGACUUCUACUUGUCUAGAUGACAGGCUAUUAGCAGAAGCAUGCUAUGUUAAGGUGCAAUUCAACAGCCUUAUAUGUAACGCUGUUGUUAGGGCAGAGCUUUUAGAUUUUAGCGCGGGAUGCUGCAUGUAAUUCAUUGCUUCCCGCUGAUGUUUCAAGCAGUUUUCAAUCACUUGUCUACAAGGCAGCAGACGCUGUGCUGCUGCAGAAUCUCUCUGAGUCCAAAUGUCACCGAUAACAAAACUAUCGCAGAAAGCUUGGUCUGAGAAAUCAUGACCGUUUAUUUAGUUUGCACCAUAAUGCAGACCUGUACAUUUACUUAGCUCGCUCUUCGAAUGUUAGCUGUCCUUGUCGAUGCUUACACAAUGUUUGCGAAUGUUUUGUUGUCUGUACACAAUCUAAACAGCCUUUACAGUUUUACAAGGCGUAUUCUGACGCAGUACGAUUGCUGCUCGUGUUGUAGAUGUGGAAGUAUUAAACAGGAAAUCAUGGCCUGAAGUCUGCUGUUAAUUGAUUCAAUCUUUUGUCAAUAAAAUAUAUUGAUGCAUUCUGCAUUCUGUCUUUAGAGUCUGGUUUGUCUUUAACAAGCUUUGCUAAUAAAGAAAAUUCAAAUUUCA